ACAUAAUUGCCAUUAUCUCCGUUGUUUCUUUUAUGUUCCCUCCCGUCUCCCCCAGUUUCUUUGACCUGUUUUUGCGUAAUUCCCGAGAGUGAAGUGCAGCCAUCGCCGUGAAAGUCGUUAGUCGUAUUCCAUUGAAAGUGUCGCAGCGCGGCCGUUGCCGUUGGAUCGGCGCACCUGUGCAAACUGCGCAACGGACACUUAUGAGGGCCGGAGAAUGUGCACCUCGUAGUCAGCGCUCGGCUCGAGAUCGAUCCAUGCUGUAGUGGAUGGCAGGAUGAGCGAGGAGGCGCAGAAUGAGGCGAGCACGAAGACCGCGUCGCUCGCGCUCGACGCCGACCUCGGCGCGGACUGCGGCACGCACUCCGACGCCUCCACCAAUGUCUCACAAACGCACCUCUCACAGAUGACAGCGAGCUCUGUACCCCCGGGCGAAAAUGGCAAGUGGAGCUGUGAGGUGUGCACCUAUGAGAACUUCCCUCUGUCUAGAAAGUGCACGAUGUGCCGCGCGCCGAAGCCGCUCCUGGGCGAGGACAUCUUCAAGCUGCAGGACGGCGCCAGCGCGCUGCCCGCCCCCGACCUCUGCGGCGAGGAGGCGGACGCCGAGGUCGACUGCGUGGCGGAGCGCCUGAAGCCGCUGCGCAUCUCCUCGCCGCCCGCGCAGGCCAGCGCCUCCGCGCUCAAUAAGUGGUCUUGUUCCACGUGCACGUACGAGAACUGGCCGAAGACGCUGAAGUGCGCGAUGUGCGGCUCGGGCAACCCGGCGGCCGCCGCGGGCGCCGCCGUCGCGCCGCGCUGCGCGUCGCCGGCGCCGCCGUCGCCCGGCGAGUCGCGGACGUCGCGCGCGCCCGUGGGCAUCAACGACAUCUGCGGCGGCCCGCAGGCGCCGCACGAGGCGGACGGGCGCCGCUGCAAGCGCCGCAACAACGCCGACUGGAUCUGGCUGCAGGCCUGCCUGGGCGUGGUGGAGGGCGACGCGCGCCGCGUGGAGGCCUACCUGGCGACGGGCGGCGACCCCGCGCGGGCGCUGACGCCGCACGAGGUGGCGCUGCUGAACCGCGCGUCGGCCUUCGACGCGGGCCACACGCUGGUGCACCUGGCCAUCCGGUUCCAGCGGCAGGACAUCCUGUCGGCGCUGCUGGCGCGCAUCUCGGGCGGCGGGCCGGGGCUCAAGCGCUCGCCGUCGUUCGUGGCGCCCGACCUGGCGCAGGCCAUCCGGCGGCACGUGGCGCAGCAGGUGCGCCGCAAGAAGGGCAGCUUCCCCGCCAAGUACCUCGCCGAGUUCUGCACCUUCUCGCUGCCGGCAGAGACCGAGGAGCUGCCGGCCGCCAUCCAGGAGCAGCUGUUCUCCGAGCUGCUGGACCGCGAGGCGCAGCGCGCGCUGGAGGCCGACCCGCCGCGCAUCAACUGGAGCGCCGAGCUGGCGGGGCUGGGCUCGCGCCUGCACGCGCUGUGGAACCGCAGCGCCGGCGACUGCCUGCCCGACGCGCUGUGCCAGGCGGCCUACGGCGUGUUCGACCGCGGCAACACGCUGCGCGCCGCGCUGGCCGACACGCUGGCGGCGGCGCAGCGCGGCCUGUUCGAGCGCUGGCAGGCCUGGGAGCGCCUGCAGGCGCAGCGGCUGGCCUACGCGCCCGACGACGCGCAGCUGCGCAGCGAGUGGGCGCGCCUGGCCGCGGCCGCCACGCGCCCCGGCACGCCGCUGCACCAGCUGCACGUGUUCGCGCUGGCGCACGUGCUGCGCCGGCCCGUCGUGGUGUACGGCGUGGACGUCGUCAACUCCUUCCGCGGCGAGGCGCUGGGCUACGCGCGCUUCCAGGGCGUGUACCUGCCGCUGCUGUGGGAGCCCGAGUUCUGCUCCAAGUCGCCGCUGUGCCUGGGCUACACGCGCGGCCACUUCUCGGCGCUGGUGCCCGUCGAGCCCUUCGCGCCGCGCCACGCCUACAUCUGCCGCGAGCGCCCGGCCGACGCGGAGGACAGCGCCUUCCUGCCGCUCACCGACUGCGACGGCGAGCUGCUGCCCGUGCACUUCCUCACCUGCGACGAGAUGGCGGACGCGGAGGGCGUGCUGCGGCGCUGGCUGUCGGCGUGCGUGACGGCCGGCGGCGUGCUGGCGGCGCGCCAGACGCUGCACGCGCGGCCGCUGCUGGUGGCGCAGAUGCUGGAGGAGUGGCUCAACCACUACCGCCGCCUCGCACAGCAGACGCGCGGCCCCUUCCCGCCGCGGCUGCAGCCCGCCGGCGCCGCGGACUUCUCCAGCGACGCCGACACCGACGAGGAGUAGCCGCCCUGCCGCCGUCGCCGCCCUCGCCGCCCUCGCCGCCCUCGAACGUGGCCGAUUUUAACUUCGAAAGCGAUGUGCAAUUCUGCCAGUUGUCCGCCGGCGCCCUUCCCCUCCUCCCGAUCUGUACCGUUCCGCGUCGUGUCGC
Molecule: messenger RNA, 2426 nt
Organism: Hyposmocoma kahamanoa
Lineage: Eukaryota; Metazoa; Arthropoda; Insecta; Lepidoptera; Cosmopterigidae
Gene: trbd
Product: ubiquitin thioesterase trabid-like
Exons: 13
Coding region: 275-2281 (668 amino acids)
Biological process (GO): protein K29-linked deubiquitination; cell migration; protein K33-linked deubiquitination
Cellular component (GO): cytoplasm; nucleus
Molecular function (GO): cysteine-type deubiquitinase activity; K63-linked polyubiquitin modification-dependent protein binding
Source: RefSeq, a predicted model, not a curated record